AUGUUUCGAUCACUUCCCGACCAUCAUUCGGCAACCUCCAACUGUCAUUCGACAACUUCUCGGUCGUCCUCCGAUGAAGUUCUGACCUAUCUUGCCUAUCCUCCAACGACCUUUUGGUUGCCCUUUGGCGACAUUCUGACCUGCUCAGCUAUCCUUCGACAACAUUUUGGUCGUUCUCUAGCAAUGUUUCGAUCGCCUCUCAGCCAUCCUUUGGCUGUCCUCCGACAAUGUUUUGCUUGUCCUAUGGCAAUUUUCGGAUCGCCUCCCGACUAUCAUUUGGCGAUCUCCGACUGUCCUCUGCGACAUUCUGACCCGACUAUCCUCCAACAACAUUCUGACUUGACUAUCCUCCAACAAACUUUUGGUCGCCCUCCAGUGACAUUCUAA
Ilex paraguariensis (yerba mate) is the source of this 387-nucleotide messenger RNA. Lineage: Eukaryota; Viridiplantae; Streptophyta; Magnoliopsida; Aquifoliales; Aquifoliaceae. The record is from the annotation of a GenBank genome assembly.